Molecule: messenger RNA, 1068 nt
Organism: Rana temporaria (common frog)
Lineage: Eukaryota; Metazoa; Chordata; Amphibia; Anura; Ranidae
Product: cystatin-B-like
Exons: 3
Coding region: 40-351 (103 amino acids)
Cellular component (GO): cytosol
Molecular function (GO): cysteine-type endopeptidase inhibitor activity
Source: RefSeq, a predicted model, not a curated record
CUCUCUAAUGGGUAUCAGUCUGCUGAAAACUUUGCAAAGAUGAGUGUGCAUACGAUAGGACUUGGGGGAGUGGGUGUGCCCACAGAACCUACUGAAGAAGAUCAAUCCAUCCUUGACCAGGUGAAGGAACAGUAUAAGGCGCAGUCCGGGACGAACCCCGGGAAAUUUAAGGCGAUCCUCGUCCGCACUCAGUCUGUUGCCGGAACAAAUUACUUUUUCAAGGUGGACACCGGAGAGGACACUUAUAUCCACGCCCGAGUCUUCGUACCUCUGCCUGGUUCAGAGGAGGGACCCACUUUGUCGUCUUUCCAGGCGAAUAAGACCAAGGAUGAUGAGCUGGAGUAUUUCUAAGAUGGAGAUGACUACAACAGAGAAUGAACAUGAAGAAUCCUCCUAAAUCUUCCCCAGUUCACCUUUCAGUCGGCACAAUUCUAAUUAAUGCAAGACCAAGUGUACAUUUCUGCAAUACAUGUUUUCUCUUUAGCCUCUACCCUCUGAUGUAAUGCUCAGGAGUCUGUAUGGGGGAUGAACCUGAACGCUGGCUGUAUGUAUACAUGUCAGCUGGCUCUGCGCAGAUCCUUUUCUAAGCACAGUGACCGAGCUGUCACCAUUGUACCUGGUGGGCAGGGCUUGUGAUCAUGUGCUCACUGCAAUAGCCAAUUAAAGUAGUCAUAUGAUCAGGAGCUCCACCUAUCUUUCAAAACACCUUAAAGGGCCAGCAACAAGAAGUGAGAAUGAGGAAAGGGGUGGUGGGACUUUAAAUGAAGCACAUAGGUAUACAAAAUGUAUUUAUUAAUGAUAACAAUAAUAGUAAUCAUGAUGCAUAAUGGAACUCGAUACAGUUCAAUAUCAAUAUAUAUAUAAAUUUAUACACACACAAAUUGCAAAUCAUAACAUAAAAAAUAGAGAGUUGAUAUUGCAUAAUGCACGUAUGAAGAGUAUGGUAAGUGGAGACACGGCAUUGAACAUCUCAACGCGUUUCAUGGAUUGAUCCAAUCUUCGAUUCGGCACUGCGUCGCUUUAACAGACAAUUGCGCGGUCGUGCGACGUGGCUCCCAAACAAAAUUG